Uloborus diversus is the source of this 4735-nucleotide messenger RNA. RefSeq names its product calcium release-activated calcium channel protein 1-like. Gene Ontology annotation, molecular function: store-operated calcium channel activity. Gene Ontology annotation, biological process: store-operated calcium entry. The coding region runs from base 52 to 657 and encodes 201 amino acids. Gene Ontology annotation, cellular component: membrane. Lineage: Eukaryota; Metazoa; Arthropoda; Arachnida; Araneae; Uloboridae. The transcript is spliced from 2 exons. The record is from RefSeq and is a predicted model, not a curated record.
GCGGUUUAAAUCAACUGCAAGAGCGUCGUAAAACCAUCAAUUUUAAUAAUAAUGGAGUCAGACACUCAUACCAAUUUAUCUUGGCGAAGAUUACAUUUGAGUAAAGCUAAAUUGAAGGCUUCCAGUAGAACUUCUGCGUUGCUGGCAGGUUUUGCCAUGGUUGCCAUGGUGGAAGUACAGCUGAGCCAGGAAGUUCCUGAAGCAUUGCUCAUCACAUUUUGUGUCUGCACGACGCUGCUUGUCGCCGUCCACAUGCUCGCCCUGCUGAUAUCCACUUGCAUCUUGCCACACAUAGAAGCCGUCACCAGCGCCCCCUGUUCCAUAUCAGAAUCCCCACACGAAAAACUACACUGGUACAUAGAGACAGCCUGGGCCUUUUCCACCGUGUUCGGCAUACUCCUGUUCUUGUUGGAAAUCGCGAUCUUGUGUUGGGUCAAGUUCUUCGAAUUCAGUUUCACUGCUGCCUGGGCCACAACUGUAGUUCUGUUCCCUGUGGUGCUCCUGUUGUUGGCGUUUGCUGUUCACUUCUAUAGAACUUUAGUAGCGCAUAAAUUUGAGCUGUCCAAGCACGGGUUGAGGGAAUUGGAAUGCUUGGCUAAUCGUCUGCAAGGAGACGGAGCAGACCGCUGUUCAGAGCAUUCUGUUUUGACUGUGUAACUUCCAUGUGUUCUUUUUACUUGGGGGCUGUCUACAAAUGAUGUCACACUUUGAGGGGGAUGGGGUUUUGUGAAAGUGCGGCAUCACACAUUUUUUUGGGUGAAAAUAUGUCUAUCUAAUCGCAGGAAUAACCAGGGUCCGAUAUAGAAAUUUUAGGACAGUAAGCCAGGCACACCUUCAGUGUCCCACCUGAGCAGUACAUUCGACAUAAGUGCUGUAGAGUUGCAAACACACACCUUUUGUCUAAUUGCAUAUGCUGCAGGCUAGGGUACACAUGGCAAAAAAUAGCUGUUUUAAUGUUAAAAGCCACACUGCUAUACACUUCAUAAAUUGUUAUUGAUGUUAAACUUCGUAACAAACAAAUUAAAGCCAUAUUUUAGUACACAUUUCUAUAUAGUUCAUCAUUUUGGGGAGGCUUGGAGCCAGGGGGCUUACAGGCCCUCGGAAUAACAGUAACAUGUCUUUCUGAUGCUUUAGGCAACGAUAUGAAAAAUAGCCUGACAUGGGACAAAGGGAGGGGAGGUAAAGCUGUGACAAAGGGGAUGGGGUCGAGAAUGUUGGGAAAAUGUGACUUCAUUUAUGGACAGCUCCAUGAGAAAAUGCAUUUUAAUCCAUAAAUUCGCCAAUUCCGGUGCUCUUUUUAAAUCGAUAAGCAAUCGAUCAAACUAAGAUUAGUAACUGUGAUGAAUGUUUCAAAUUAGGAUCAGUAUGAACUGCUGUAGAAUAUUUUGUCUCUGAAUUUGAAAUUUCAUGACUUUGGGGACUCUUUAACAUACAGUGAAACUUCGGUAACUCGACCCGCGGAUAGCUCGACUACCCCGGUAACUCGGCAUUUAUUUUUGUUAUGGUUGGCCCCAUGCUCGUUUCAAUUUAGAUCAUUAACACAUACGAGGAGACCUUAUGGUCUCGGAAAUUCAGAUCGGGAUGAAAUUCAGCAGAUUAGUAGUAACCCUUGAGAGUAUACACACAGUAAAGUAAUAAAGCGCACUAGCCUGAACAUUCCGAGAAAAUAGCCUCUAAAAUUUUACACGCAGCUUAUAUAUAACAGGAGAUAUUUCUCGCCAGCAGCAGCUCAGUGGCUAUGUGGUCAGUGUACUGGAUUCCUGUGCGUUCCAUUCCGAGUUCAAUACCUCUCGAAGGAUUUUUUUUAAUAUAAAUUUAUAAAGCGACUGUUACAGCGCUAAUUGAAAUUUGAAUUGAAGGAAAUAUAAUUUAUUUUUAAAUACAUAAUGUAUUUUUAAUAGAGAAAAUAGAGUUAAAUUAGUCAAUUAUUAAUUCUGAUUAGAAUUACCACGGCAACAAAAUUAGGGUAGGACUUGUUAAUUUGUGUAUAAAAUUUAACAAUCUAGUUUUUAUUUAUCAGUUAUCUAUUUAUAUACAUACACCAGAAUGAUAAUCAUCAUAAAAACAUGGAAAACAAAAACUGUUUUGACAACUUGCUCGAUGUGUAAAGGAAGAUUGUUUACUGGAGCAACUUCUCCGUUAAAGGUUCGUGGGGAAACAUGCUUCAUUACUAUUCAUGAAAAUUUCUCUUUUGUCCGAAAGUUUGAAAGCAUACCAGGCAUACCGAAUGAUUUUAUUGAAAAUUUUCAAUGAAGUUGAUGAUGAACUAUUGAUUGUAUUUUUAUGCAUUCUUCACGGGUAUUUAUUUUUCUAUGAUUUUCAACGAGAUACGCACAAUUUUGUAUACGCUAUAUUAGAUUCUUUACCUGUCCAUAAAAAUAGACGUUGCAAGGUUGAGCAAGGGAGGUACAUUAAAGUGAGAAAAAGAAUUCUUCAAGAGGUAUCGAACCCGGGAUGGAGUGCAUGGGAAUCCAGUACCACAUAGCCACCGAGCUGAAGCUGAGCUGAGCUGGGCUGAGCCACCGAAAACAAACCUCCACUAAUAUAUAAGCUGCGCAUAAAACUUUAGAGGCUGUUUUCUUGGCUAACCUAGCAGCAUUGUGAAGGCUAUGUAGAUCCUAACGACAGUAUUACAACGCUGACAGGCUAUGUUCCAGUGUUGCCAGAUUGGGGGAAAUUUCCCCAUUUUGGGGAAAUCUGGUGCUCUCUGGGGAAAUUUUGGAGAAAUGGGUUUUGAGGGGAAUUCUUUGGGGAAACAUUUUUUUUUUGGGGGGGAAAAAAACCUCGGGAAAAAAGAUUUUUUUUCGUAUUUAAAUUCGCGUGAAGAAGUUGUUUGUAUUUAGCAACGUUGGUUUAGCUUUGCUCAACUUUAUGGAAUUCGCAUUUCACAUUAUGUGGAAUAUUAUGCUACGGAAUUCGCAUUAAUGUUCUGCGUGAGUAACUAGUUUUGAUACGUGAAUAAGGUAAAAAUAAGUGAUGAAGAACGUUCUUGGAUAAAUGUAUACAAAAAUCCUAGUUUAAAUAUACAUACAGAAGCAGAGUAUUAAAUGCGAGUAGAAAAAAAAUAUUUGGUUAUUUCUUAUCUCGGUCAGGCGUUUGUAUUUAUGACUAGUGGCACCCGCACGGCUUUGCCCGUAGUGGAAAAUUAAAAGGUCUUUUGGUUCCCCUGUAUACUUACAAAUAAUGCAUGAUGAAUAUCUCGUCCAUUGGCUUGCCCACGUUACGGUUCCAUGUUAUGAUAACUUGGUAAUUUACUCAUCCAUUUUAUCAUAAUUUUGCUCGAAAAAAUGUUCUUAAACUUGGAAUAGAAAAGGAACAAAAUCGAAUUUUCGAAAAAUGGCUUAAAGGUGGACACCCCCAUGCUACAAACUAAUUCUUUGCCAAAUUUCAUGAAAAUCAGCCGAACGGUCUAGGCGCUAUGCGCACAGAGAUUUUGACAGACAGAGAGAGAUCCGGACAGAGAGAGAUCCGGACAGAGAGAUAUACAGACAGAGAGACUUACAGUUUUAUUAUUAGUAAAGAAAGAUAAAGACAAAGAAGACAAAAAAAAAAAAAGUUGGGGAAUUUUGUAAGAAAAUUUGACUAUUUGGGGAAAAAAAAUUUUUCAAGAGACAAAAAUAUUAGAGGAAGUCGAUUCAUUUUAUGAAAAUAUUAGUGGAAAAAUAAUUUUUGAAUUUGGGGAAUUUUGAUAGAAAACAUGGCUUUUUGGGGAAAAGUUGGAAGGGAAUUGGGGAAAUCUGGAUUUGACCAUCUGGCAACACUGCUAUGUUCGCCCCGAUUAUAUUUAAAUAUAUGUUUUUAAGUAAAAUUACUGGAUUUAAGUGUACAGGUCAUUACCUAAUAUUGUAAGAAGACACUGAAGAUAUGUUUUGUGAGUUUUAUAACAGUGCAAAAUGUGAAUUUUAUACGACUGUAUUUGAGAAGUAUGGUAUUUUAAAAAUUAGUAUAGGUGGAUUGUUGGAUUUUUUAACUGUAAAUUUAUAUUUUGUGCAAGUUUUUGCAUCUAUCAUUAUCUGUGAUGACAUAUACAUUAGUUCUUUUUGAUGUUGCUCUGUUGUUGUUGGUAGGAAUAGUAAACUUGCAGUAGGCGUAACAGUCAGAAUUUUUCCUUUGCUAAUUCGACAUUCAUAGAAUAGGGACACAUUGGCACUUGGCGACUUGUUUCUUGUUUACUUUAAAUUGGCGGAAACCGAAAAAUAUAACUUACGACGCUGUCAUGUUGGCUCCUCAAGAUUUAAUUUUACCGGAAUUGUUUAUGUUUAAUCGUGGAUUUUUUUUCAAUACAUUUAUUUGACGGAUUAUUUUGCAUUUUGAUGAAACUUUUAAUGAUUGAAAAUGAAUAUACCAUGCCUUGCCAUCAAUUUUCGAGUUGAACCGAACCAUUGCUUCGGUCACUCGGCUGGUCUGUGCUAAUUCUACAUUAGCUACCAGUUUGUUUGGCCCUCUUGGCUUCCAUAAGAGGUUUUCCAUCUCCAGCUCAGUCACUUUCCUAUGCCGGGCUGAUGAGUGCUAAUAAGCACGAAACUGCAGUCCUCGGCUGGAAAUGACUGAGCUGGCGGUGUAUUUCAUGCACUAUUUUCUGCUUUAUUUCUUUCUAUUUUCCGAAAGAUUUCAUUAAAAUGUAGAAAUGCAUAAUGGCAUCGCCAAAUAAGUACUUGUUACUUAACCUACAUUUCAAAUACAUCUAUUCAGAAAUAGUGUCCCAAAUACACCAAUUUGAAAAAAAUAAACUAAA